AUGAAUAAAGAAAAAGAAAUUAUCACCAAAUUCAAAGAAUAUUUAGAAACAAAAGAAAUUUUCCUCAAUACCCGGCAAAUAACCAUUGAGAAUCUGCGAAAAAUUUGUAAUGAAUUAGAAACUUCAGUUAAUAUUGGUAAGCAUGCUAAAAUUGAAGAAAAAGGCAAAUUAAUUAGUGCCAGCGGAAAUGCUUUCAACUCGUUGACUUUUGGAAUUAUUAAGGCACUAAAACUUGAAGAUAGGCUAGAAGUUGAAGAAAUGAAAAAAACUAUCGAAUUACUUAACGAGAAUCGAAAAGAACUAAAAUCAGAAUUAGGGAAAGAGCAAAAAUGGUUUGUUAAUCUAAAAGAGAGAGUUAAUGACCCUACUAAAAAUGAUGUUUCUGAAAAAAUAAGUUCUGGCGGUGAUAUACCCUGA
Paraglomus brasilianum is the source of this 417-nucleotide messenger RNA. The record is from the annotation of a GenBank genome assembly. Lineage: Eukaryota; Fungi; Glomeromycota; Glomeromycetes; Paraglomerales; Paraglomeraceae.